Messenger RNA from Ornithodoros turicata, 1032 nucleotides. RefSeq lists its product as uncharacterized. The record is from RefSeq and is a predicted model, not a curated record. The transcript has 7 exons. NCBI's taxonomy places the organism in Eukaryota, Metazoa, Arthropoda, Arachnida, Ixodida, Argasidae. Bases 17 to 748 code for a protein of 243 amino acids.
ACCGCCGGACGAUGACAUGUCGAACAGCAAUGUUUCGCUACUUCCAGAUAUGUCCAUAAUAACGGAGAGCUUAAUACUGCAAGAUCCGCUUGAUUAUCGUCGAGUGGAAUUGCCAUCCUUUGGGACAAUGGAGAGCGUCCUGCAGAGGAAAGAGCCGAUAAGCAGGAAAGUGCGAAGGUUCAUCGUCUGCGCCCUUUACCAGGAGGCUGCCAAGGUUACAUGGUACCCUUCGGCCCGACUCUACCACAAGCUUGUGGACGCUCUGCUGUCAAAGUACGAACACCUGCGGGAUCCCUUGGGAACUGGCAUGGAAUCUUGGAAAGAGGCGCUGAGACGGAAAUACAAAAACGAGCGACGGAAGAUGAAUGCACCUCCACCUGCUGUCGUUGGAAUUCGGCAAAAAAAUACAGCAAAAGAAAGGCCUGCAGCAUCUGCUGUGGACUCGAGCCAUGCAAAAGUCAUCCGGCUCCAUGAUGCCGAGCAUCUCCUACAUGAUGUUGAGACGGUCGACAGCUUGGCAGAGCACGACUUGUGGCUCCGGGAUGUUAGCUGUCCAGCAGACACAACUGUGUACCGUGACAGACUUGCUGUGACUGCAAAGCCUCGACGUGACAACAUAAAGACUAUCAGUGUUGUGGAAUCCCUUAGGAUUUAUCCUUUUCUGAAGGAUGAGACAGCAAGGAUACAUGGCUCUGAUCGUUGCAACUCGUUGCAGCACAAUGUGGAGAGAAGCUGGAGAGCUUUGUAAUCGAUUAGGAUCAAGGUCUUCCGCUUGGCUCCAUCGUUCAAGUACGAGGUGGAGUUCCUCAUCUUUUUGUGGACAGAGAGCUGGUCUGCAAGUCCAGCACGACCCUACACAGCAUUGCGUUAUUCUUUGCGGCAUACUGGAUCUUCAACAUCAGGUACAGCGGCAAGGCAAAGGGCACACUUACAUUCUUGGAGCGAGCCCUUCUGGGCUUCAAAGAAACAUAGCCGAAGGCCAGGUGUUUGGACCUUCUUAACUUUUUCGAGUUUUAUUCCAAAUAAAAGUCA